UGUUCUGAAACCUAUUAGUAUUUGUUAUAGGCAGUAUUUAGUUUUAAUUAAAAAUGUUUUCUUAACACUCUAGUUUAAAAUUCUACCCAGUUUUUCUUCCCUUAGUAAUGAACUUGAACCAAUUUAUUUAAACCUUUUGUUAGUGUGAUUUAAGACCAGCCAAACAUUAUUUGCAUGGGCUUUUAAUAGUAUGAAGCCUUAGAUUUGGGUAAUAUAUUACCAACGAUGUCCACUUACAUAGCUAUAGUGUCAGUAUCUUGGAGGGCUGAGUUCUUGGGAAGGAAAGCUAUGCUCCACUUUUCCGAAGUAAAGUUUGGGAAAAGACACAUUAAUCAUCAGCCAAUCUCUUUGUUUUCUUCUGGAGAGAGGGGUGACCCUGGGGGAGGGGCUGUGUGAGAUAAAGUGGUUAAUUUUGGAAUUUAAUUAUGGAAGCCUUUAUUUUCUGUUACUGUCAUGAUAACCCAAACCAAACCCGUUGUCGUCAAGUCGAUUCCAACCGUAGUGACCCUACAGGACAGAGUAGAACUGCCCCAGAGGAUUUCCCAGGAGCGCCUGAUGGAUUCGAACUGCCGGCCUUUCAGUUAGCAGAUGUGGCUCUUAACCACUAUGUCACCAGAGUUUUGAGAGUUAAUUGUUUAAAAGAAUGAGCUCAGUUGCUUUAGGUCGUAACCAGCCUUUGAAAAAGGAGAAACCAAAAUGGAAAAGCGAUUAUCCUAUGACAGAUGGACAACUGCGCAGCAAGAGGGAUGAAUUUUGGGAUACUGCACCAGCUUUUGAAGGCCGCAAAGAGAUCUGGGAUGCCUUGAAGGCUGCAGCACAUGCUUUUGAGAGUAACGAUCAUGAACUGGCGCAAGCAAUCAUUGACGGUGCAAACAUCACAUUACCACAUGGUGCACUUACAGAAUGCUAUGACGAACUGGGAAACAGAUACCAGCUUCCAGUCUACUGCUUGGCACCACCAAUUAACAUGAUAGAAGAAAAGAGUGACAUAGAGACUCUGGAUAUUCCUGAGCCACCACCCAACUCUGGUUAUGAAUGUCAGCUCCGUUUGCGCCUUUCCACAGGCAAAGACCUCAAACUAGUGGUCCGCAGUACAGACACGGUAUUCCACAUGAAGAGGCGGUUACAUGCAGCAGAAGGAGUAGAACCAAGCAGUCAGCGUUGGUUCUUUUCUGGCAGACCUCUCACUGACAAAAUGAAGUUGGAAGAACUGAAGAUCCCAAAGGACUAUGUUGUACAGGUUAUAGUGAGCCAACCUUUGCAGAACCCAACACCAGUUGAGAACUGAACUAGUCCUGUUGGCUGGUCCUCCAACCCUCUCCUCCCCUACUCCUUUUUACGGUUGUUAAUGUUGUUGUUUCCUACCCUAUGGCGUGAAAUUUAUUUUCACUGCUCUGAAUUCCCUAUGAAUGAAUUUAGUUCUGAGGAAUGACCAGUGAAAAUUUCCAUCUGUGAUGGAGACCAACAAAAAUAAUAAAACACAAAGAGCCAGC
Messenger RNA from Loxodonta africana (African savanna elephant), 1493 nucleotides. It is a transcript of the gene UBTD2, whose product is annotated as ubiquitin domain containing 2. The coding region runs from base 644 to 1288 and encodes 214 amino acids. Lineage: Eukaryota; Metazoa; Chordata; Mammalia; Proboscidea; Elephantidae. Gene Ontology annotation, molecular function: protein binding. The record is from RefSeq and is a predicted model, not a curated record. The transcript has 3 exons.